Messenger RNA from Archocentrus centrarchus (flier cichlid), 4727 nucleotides. RefSeq names its product SMAD family member 10a (gene smad10a). The record is from RefSeq and is a predicted model, not a curated record. Gene Ontology annotation, biological process: BMP signaling pathway; cell differentiation; SMAD protein signal transduction. Lineage: Eukaryota; Metazoa; Chordata; Actinopteri; Cichliformes; Cichlidae. Gene Ontology annotation, cellular component: heteromeric SMAD protein complex. The transcript has 13 exons. Gene Ontology annotation, molecular function: RNA polymerase II cis-regulatory region sequence-specific DNA binding; I-SMAD binding; DNA-binding transcription factor activity, RNA polymerase II-specific. The coding region runs from base 303 to 2135 and encodes 610 amino acids.
GAACGGGCAAGAUGCACUAGGAGACAGUGGGUCUGAUAAAGGGAUGAAACAACUGAGAAACAUCAAGCUAGCGCAGUGGACCCGUUGAAAAAUAAACAGUGGCUUCAUCCACUGCAGGAAUUCAGAGAAUAAUUACUCCUGUGAACACAGCGAGCCACACAGAUUUGACAGAAAGGGCUAUAAACACAAACAGCAGCUCUGGGCAGCAGACACAACACGCAGAGCUGUCGGAGUGCAACACUUGAGGCAAUUGUCGGAUAGCUUGGCGAUCGUUCUGUCCAAGUUCUCCCCUACUUUGGCUGAUGUGGAACGAUUCAGAGCUGGGCCAUCAUGAUGCCAGUGAACUUUCUGGUCACUCAUUGGCGGACCAACUUAACACCAGCACCAUCAUGUCAGUGAACCCACCGAGCAGCAAUGAUGCCUGCCUCAGCAUUGUCCACAGCCUCAUGUGCCACCGGCAGGGAGGAGAGAAUGAGGGCUUUGCUAAGCGUGCUAUUGAGAGUCUGGUAAAGAAGCUAAAGGAGAAGAAGGACGAGCUGGACUCGCUUAUCACUGCCAUCACCACCAAUGGUGUUCAUCCCAGCAAGUGCGUCACCAUCCAGAGGACUCUGGAUGGGCGGCUACAGGUGGCAGGGAGGAAAGGGUUCCCUCAUGUGAUUUACGCACGGCUGUGGCGUUGGCCCGACCUCCACAAGAACGAACUUAAGCAUGUCAAAUUCUGCCAGUAUGCUUUUGACCUCAAGUAUGACAGUGUGUGUGUCAACCCCUACCAUUAUGAGAGGGUGGUGUCACCAGGCAUCGUUGGUCUCAGCCUUCAAAAUGCAGCAGCACCAGGAGGACUAAUCAAGGAAGAAUACAUCCCUGACUGUAUACAGAUGGACCUUCCACCUGGCAUGCCUCUGUCUGACCACCAAGCGGCUCCAGACCACUACAGUCCACUUCUGCCUCCCUCACAACUGUCCUCUGAACCCCACGGCCCCUCACCUGUUACCAGAUAUCCUAACUUGCCUGUCUCACCCAAAGUGCCUGCCUCUGGCUCCAUGCUGCCACUGCAGGGCAGUCAUGGUGAUGGCCGCCUCCAAACUCCAUCGCCACAGGCUCAAGUUGUCCAACCACGACCUCCAACCCCGCCCCAGGUUGCCUCUCAGCAGCAGGCUGCCCAGCAUCCCUCACAGCACACCCACUCACAGCAACCCCCUCUACCACCCUCUCAUUUGAACAGACAGAAUGGAUACAGCAGCAAUAAACAGUCUCAGACUCAGCCUGCGUUCCACACUGUUUGGACAGGCAGCAGCACGGCCUCCUACACUCCCAUAGGACCCCAGCAGAAUGGGCGCGGUCACCAACAGCCUCCUCUGCAUCUUCCAAACCAUCACUGGUCUCAGCAUCACAGCUCAACCUCGUUCGCUCCUUCUGUGUCCAAUCAUCCAGGACCAGAGUUUUGGUGCUCUGUUUCCUACUUUGAAAUGGAUGUUCAGGUGGGUGAGAUGUUCAAGGUGCUCUCCAGCUGCCCUGUGGUGACUGUGGACGGUUACGUGGACCCAUCAGGAGGUGAUCGCUUCUGCCUCGGCCAGCUGAGUAACGUCCAUCGCACAGAUGCCAGUGAGAGAGCCAGGCUACACAUCGGUAAAGGUGUGCAGCUGGAGUGCCGUGGCGAGGGGGAUGUGUGGAUGCGCUGUAUGAGCGACCAUGCUGUGUUUGUACAGAGCUACUACCUCGAUCGGGAAGCAGGCCGAGCACCAGGUGAUGCUGUGCACAAGAUCUACCCUGGAGCCUACAUCAAGGUUUUUGACCUGCGGCAGUGCCACAGACAGAUGCAGCAGCAGGCAGCGACGGCUCAAGCUGCAGCUGCUGCGCAGGCAGCUGCCGUCGCGGGGAAUAUUCCCGGCCCAGGCAGUGUCGGAGGCAUCGCACCUGCAGUCAGUCUCUCUGCAGCAGCAGGCAUUGGUGUGGAUGACUUGAGGCGGCUGUGUAUCUUGCGGCUCAGCUUUGUGAAAGGCUGGGGGCCUGACUACCCCCGGCAGAGCAUUAAACACACCCCUUGCUGGGUGGAGGUCCACCUGCACCGUGCUCUGCAGCUUCUGGAUGAGGUGUUGCACACUAUGCCAUUGACAGACCCGGGGCCUGCCAAUUGAAGACCCUCGGCAGUCUGGAUUCUUCGAACGUACACACACCAGACACACGUGGUUGAUUUAUUAUUUUUUUUCUUCAGAUAGAUUUCUCAAACAAAUCAAUCAGAAACCAUUGACAACCAAUCAUGCUUGUAGCAAUCAGUGAAUUCCUCACUCAUGCGUUUUAUCACGCACAUACACACUGUAACCAAAAGGUCUGUUCAGACAUAUACGUGCUCAUGUCUUUGGGAUUUUUCUAACGCUUUAGUCUUAACAAUCUAAAGUCAAGGCAGGGGAAUGAUGGCAAGAUUUUGAGUUUCUUUCUUUCCCAAGAUGUUUGAAUGCACUGUAGAAAUCCAGGGAUUUGUUUCAGACAUCCAGUUCUCCUAUAUGCAAGUUGGAUUUCUUCUAAUUGCAGGAGUGCUCUGCACAUUCACUCAUGGAAUACAAACAGAUGUUUAAAAAUCCUGUUUUGGAGUCAAAAGCACUCCAGACAGGUAACCGCAUACCUCUGGAAAAUGCUGUCAGUAUAUUCACGCUGGAUACAGUCAGCAUUACACUCGUCUUUAUGUCUCAUUGACAACAGAGCUGAUGUAAAAGUAUGAAUUAAGCAAGCUGGUGUUAUUCCAUCUGUGUGCUUGUACCGCGCUAUUCACUCCAUGUUGAUUUAGGUGAAAACGGUUAGCGUUGAUAGCUGGUUGGCCCCCUUAUUACACUGACUAUAUAUAGCUGUAUUACUAUAUUAUUUUUGUACCAAAAGACUAAAAAGCCAAAAACAUUUAGCUUUAACACGGUGUUGUUGUACUUUGUAAUGAAACAGUGCUAUUCUGUGUGUAACCAAAUGGUUGAUGUAAAUCACGAAAGCCAGAUUACCUCAUAAGUACAGUACAAAGUCACAGCACACUUUGUUCAUCGGUGACAGGCUGACGUCAGUCUGUGACCGGGGUACCAAAACUAACAGAAGGUCCACUGACAGGAUCCUGACGGCAACAUUUAGUACAGUCUCACAGCAAAGCCGACUCAUUAAGAGAGUAACUAACUCCUGACACACAGAGACAGAAACCCAGACAGAAUGUUUGUAUGGUCAGACCUGCGCCCGGCACCAGUCUGUACAUUUGACACCAGUGCCUUUCUGUUCUCUGCUGUGACUGUCAGAGUACGAUUCCCACGUGUAUGCAGCAGUUGACUUGAACUCUGGCUGGUUCUGCUUUUGGCCAUUUGAGAAAAUGUGUAACUGUGUAACAAUUUAGUAAUUGACUACUCAAAGUGCUUUUAUGCCAUUACAAGCGACAUUCACACAUAUAUUGUUGCAGCACUUUAUCACACUUAGAGCCACAGCUGCCCCGGGAUCUUUGUAAAGCUCUCCUCACAAAUUAGAUUUAAAAGAAAUUUGCUGUCUUGUAGAAACACCCUCCAAAUUUUCAUAGUUCGUCCUCACUGAGUCGGUUUGGUCUGCAUUAUCACUCAGACCGCUGAAGCCUCUCACCAUCCUCAGCUCAAAAUUAAUGCACUUUUGUUCAAAAGUGGAGGGCUGUGGGUUUUAUCCCUUAUUUCUUAAAUUACUAAAUAUGUGGAAGAAGUCACUUAAUGGCCAGAACUGAGAGAAUGGUCUGUAGCCACUCAUAUAGCACACACUCAAACAGCGCACCCUCUGCCUUUAUUUCCUGCCCUAAAAAACACAUAUUAUAUUAAAAACAGUCUUGAAACAGUACAAUUUAAAGGCAAAACUCAGCACCCCUGCUUGUACUGCAUAUGCGAGUGCAGCUGACUGAUGGAGGAGGAUAACGCCGCAGAGUUCGAGUACACGGCUCACAACACGGUGGCUUUCUUCUUGGCGAGUUUAGAGAGAAAUCUGCUUUCUUGUGACUUGACUAAAAUUUUGGAGAACAUGUUAACUGUAUUAUAUGGGAAUGUUGUAUGUUGAUCUAGAUCUAAAUGUGAAUAAAUGUACCAACCAGUUUAUCUGUAGAGAUACUCGGACACUGUGGAAUCUGAGAAACAUUUUGUUGUCUGAUUCAGCUGCUUUACAGUGAUCAGCCAUUAACAUAUGCAUAUUUGUUCUGUGUGCCUUUUGUUGUAGUAGACGCACCAACACUGGAUUGUACGAAUACACUAUGAAGAUCGAUGUUGCACAUUGUGAACUGGUUUCUCAGCUGUUAAAACCCUUUGAUGAUAUUCUGUGGCUCCCUCAGGUUUCAGUGUAGCUCUGUGAAGAUAUUACAAGGUGUGCGAGAGAUCAGAGGUCUUAUUAACAAAUAACUCUUUGUACAUGAGUAGUGUUAUUUAUUGCCUUAGUCUUUGGUGAGUAAAAUAUAUCAAAGUAUGCUUGCCACUACUUUCAUUUUAGCAGGAACAAUAUAAGCAUGUCAUAAACAUCUGUUUCCUUCUGCUCACGUUCCCACAGGGAUGUUCAAGUGUUAAAGUAGGCUUUACGGGAAACUCAUCAUCAUCAUCAUCACGUUAUCCAGAUCUUUCUACAAUCAAUCACUUUCAUGACGUGUCUACCAAAGCACCUGUAGAUUGCUACUGUCUGGUUAUUCAUAACUAUUAAUCAUGUACUUUUCCAUGUGAAGUGCAGGAAUUACAGUUGGUAUUGAUUAAAAUGAAAAAAAGAUA